This is a messenger RNA of Scomber japonicus (chub mackerel), 1083 nucleotides long. RefSeq names its product H-2 class I histocompatibility antigen, Q9 alpha chain-like. Gene Ontology annotation, cellular component: external side of plasma membrane. The transcript is spliced from 6 exons. Gene Ontology annotation, biological process: immune response. The coding region runs from base 70 to 1083 and encodes 337 amino acids. Lineage: Eukaryota; Metazoa; Chordata; Actinopteri; Scombriformes; Scombridae. The record is from RefSeq and is a predicted model, not a curated record.
AGUCUCUGUGUGUCUGUGGAUAAAGAAACAUAUCAAUUGGCAGUAAAACUGUAUAUUCUACAGUUCAGGAUGAAGAUCUUGGUUUUUCUGGCCCUCCUGGGUCUACACAGCGCAGCAGGAGUGAUUCACUCUCUGAAGUAUUUCUACACUGCAUCGUCUCAAGUCCCAAACUUCCCAGAGUUUGUGAAUCUCGGGAUGGUUGAUGAUCAGCAGAUUGAUUACUAUGACAGCAACACCAAGAAAGCAGAACCCAAACAGGACUGGAUGAAGAGAAUCACAGCUGAUGAUCCACAGUACUGGGAGGGGCAGACUCAGGCCAGUUUGGGUGCCCAGCAGACCUUCAAAGCCAACAUUGACAUUGCAAAGCAGCGUCUCAACCAAACUGGAGGUGUCCACAUUUUCCAGAACAUGUACGGCUGUGAUUGGGACGAUGAGACUGAAGAGGUUAAUGGAUAUGAUCAGUAUGGUUAUGAUGGAGAAGACUUUGUAGCAUUUGACCUGAAGACAGAGACAUGGAUCGCUCCAAAACAACAAGCUUUUGCCACAAAAAACAAGUGGAACAAUAACAAAGCUAAGAUCGCACAAGACAAGAACUACGCCUCCCAGAUCUGUGUUGAGUGGCUGAAGAAGUAUGUGAACUAUGGGAGGAGCUCUCUGAUGAGAACAGAGCGUCCCUCCACACAUUCUCUCCUCCAGAAGACUCCCUCCUCUCCAAUCAGCUGCUUCGCUACAGGUUUCUACCCUGACAGAGCCGAGAUGUUCUGGAGGAAAGAUGGAGAAGAUCAUCAUGAGGACGUGGAACGUGGAGAGAUCCUCCCCAACGAUGACGGAUCCUUCCAGAUGAGUGUUGAGCUGGACCUUUCAAAAGUCGCACCUGGAGACUGGGGGAAGUAUGAAUGUGUGUUUCAGCUCGCUGGUGUGAAGGACAUCACCAUCAAACUGGACAAAGCUGUGAUCAGAUCUAAUGGAGGUUUCCCUCUUGGUGCUGUUAUCGGAGGUGUUGUUGCUGCUGCUGUGCUGCUCCUGGUAGCCGGCAUCGCUGGAUUCUUCCUCUGGAAAAAGAACAAUAAUGAUGUUUUGUAG